Messenger RNA from Nematolebias whitei (Rio pearlfish), 4971 nucleotides. RefSeq names its product Janus kinase 1 (gene jak1). Lineage: Eukaryota; Metazoa; Chordata; Actinopteri; Cyprinodontiformes; Rivulidae. Gene Ontology annotation, cellular component: cytoskeleton; membrane; cytosol. The record is from RefSeq and is a predicted model, not a curated record. Gene Ontology annotation, molecular function: non-membrane spanning protein tyrosine kinase activity; ATP binding; cytokine receptor binding. The transcript is spliced from 25 exons. Bases 328 to 3822 code for a protein of 1164 amino acids. Gene Ontology annotation, biological process: tyrosine phosphorylation of STAT protein; hemopoiesis; cytokine-mediated signaling pathway.
ACGUCACGUGAGUGACGGGUCUUUCAGCCAAUCAGCUUCUGAGUUUGAUAGUCAACGAUUGCGUUGUUUUCGGGAAAAGGACAUUAGAUGACAGGAAGAGUGUCAGCAGCAAGCGAGAGAACGUCGCCGUUUUAAACAGUCCAACUUAAAAAAAAAAACCCUGUAAAAUCAUCAAACGUUUUAAAAACUGGAUCGGUUUAAGCAAGGUUUGGAACCGAAACGACGACUAAAGAAGACUAAAAGCCUCCCAAAGGCGCAUAAGGCGAUCACGAAUGCACUGAACGGAAGUAACUUGCCAGCUGUCUGGCGAAGGUUGUGAGGAUCUGAAUGCCAACUUUCUGGAUGAUGGAGUUGAGCAGGCAACUCUGUAUGAAGAUGAGGAAAAGUAGAAAGGCCCAACUUACACCUCCUCCUUCCAUUUUGGGCCUGGAAAUUCACUUUUACAUUCCAGACAUACCAAAACUGGAGUAUUGCAAAGGGUGUUACACUGCUGAGGAGCUCUGUGUGUCUGCUGCAAAGAAGUGCUCCAUCACUCCUUUGUGCUUUAACCUGUUCGCCCUGUUCGAUGAGAAAACUGGCACUUGGUAUGCUCCCAGCCACGAGUUCAAGAUCACAGAUGAAACCUCAAUCAAGUUGCACUAUCGCAUGAGAUUUUAUUUCAGAAACUGGCAUGGCAUCAUAGAGGGAGAGUCACCAGUUUGGAGAUACCACCCCAGUAAGAUCAGAGGACAAAAUCAGGAAAAAAUAUUAGAGGGAGCACCACUACUUGACAUGGGCUCUCUGGAUUAUCUGUUUGACCAGGGCCAGCAUGACUUUCAGACUGGCAGAGUGCCAUUAAGAAAGGCUCGGUCUGAUUCAGAGCAACAUGAGAUAGAGAAUGAAUGUUUGGGCAUGGCCGUGCUUGCUAUCACUCACCAUGCCAUGUACAGGAGAGUGCCCCUGCGAACUGUUACCCAUGAAGUCAGUUACAAACAAUACAUCCCAGAGUGCCUGAAUGCCGAAAUUAAGCAGCGCAACAUUCUCACACGGAUCCGUAUCAACAACGUGUUCAAGAAAUUCCUCAGUGAAUUCAAUGGCAACACUGUCAAGAAGAGCAACAUCAGAACCUAUGACCUGAAAAUCAAGUACUUGGCCACACUGGAGGGGUUGACCAGCACCUUUGGUAGUGAGCUCUUUGAGCCAGACACACUCAGUGUAUUGCAAGAGGAGGAGCUCUGCAAUGGCUACUACAAUCAGAGCCAAGAGCAGAGUCAGAACUUGGAGACAAGCAGGAACAUGCAGGUUCUUAUCAAUGGUGUCACUGGCAUUUCCUGGAGGAAGACACCCAAAGAGGAGCCUGUGAUCCCUAAAGAAAAAGGAAAGUCAAAGAAGGAUGGAAAACUGAAGAAUGACAGAAACAAAGAGGAAAAAGAUGACUGGGUUUUGUUCUGUGACUUUCAUGAGAUCACGCAUACUGUAAUCAAAGAAUCCGAAGUCACCAUCAAACGACAGGACAACAAGAAAAUGAUUGUGAAAAUGGACUGUAGGGAGAAGGCUCUGUCGUUUGCUGCCCUCAUUGAUGGGUACUUCAGGCUGACUGUCGAUGCACACCACUACCUGUGCAGGGAGGUGGCCCCGGUCUCAGUGGUGCAGAAUAUUGAGAAUGGUUGUCACGGACCAAUCAGUACGGAUUAUGCCACCAACAAACUGCAUCACGAGGGCAAUCCAGAAGGUGCCUACCUCCUGCGCUGGAGCGCCACCGACUACGAUAACAUCAUCAUCACUGUGGUCUGUGAGCUCAACAGAGCUCUUCUGGGACACCAAUACAAGAACUUUCAGGUUGAGGUGGACCCCAAGGGGUUCCGCCUGCAUGGAACUGAUACGUUGCGCCCUACCCUAAAGGAGCUGCUAGAGCACCUGGAAGGCCAGUGUCUUCGCACCGACAACCUUCAGUUUCAGCUGCGUCGCUGCUGCCCUCCACAGCCAAGAGAAAUUUCUAACCUCCUGGUGGUUACAAAAAGCAGAACGCAGAUUCAGAAAUCCACAUCGCAGUCACUAGUUGGCUUUCAUCGUAUUCUUAAGGAGGACAUUGACCAGGAGGAGCACCUCGGCCGAGGCACAAAAACCAACAUCUACUUGGGCACACUGAGGGUGAGGAGUGAAGAAGAUGAAGAUGCAGGUUACACAUCUUUCCAGGAGGUUAAGGUGGUCCUAAAAGUGCUUGGUUCUGAACACAAGGACAUUUCUUUGGCUUUUUAUGAAACCGCCAGCAAUAUGCACAAAAUAUCUCACAAACACAUUGUGUUGUUCUAUGGGCUGUGCGUCCGGCAGGAGGAGAAUAUCAUGGUAGAAGAGUUUGUCCAACUGGGACCACUGGACAUGUUUAUGAAGAGACAACCAAGUCCGCUCAACACAACUUGGAAGUUCCACGUGGCUGAGCAGCUCGCCUCUGCUCUCAGCUACUUGGAGGACAAAAAGAUGGUCCAUGGUUAUGUGUGUGCUAAGAACGUUUUGCUAACCAGAGGUGGACUAGAUCCAGAUGAAGGAGGACCAUUUAUCAAGCUCAGUGACCCGGGACUACCCAUUACAGUACUUAAUGGGGAGGAGCGAGUUCAUCGUGUCCCGUGGAUAGCCCCAGAGUGUGUGAAGGAUGUGUCAUCCCUCAGCGUGGCAGCUGAUAAAUGGGGAUUUGGUACAACCCUGUGGGAGAUCUGCUUUGAUGGAGAAGUUCCCCUCAAAGAAAAAAAACUGACAGAGAAGGAGAGGUUUUAUGAGAAGGAAUGCCAGCUGGCCACCCCAGACUAUACAGAGCUCGCUAAGCUCAUGACUCAGUGCAUGAACUACAACCCCAAGAAGAGACCUUUCUUCAGGGCCAUCGUCAGGGACCUGGAGAUGAUUGGAAAUAAAAUCCUAGACCUUCAUAUCAAACCCCCCGUUAAAACCGAGGAAGACCCAACUGUGUUUGAAAAAAGAUUCCUAAAGAAGAUCAGAGAACUGGGAGAGGGACACUUUGGGAAAGUGGAGCUGUGCCUUUAUGAUCCUCGUGGAGACAGAACAGGUGAAACGGUGGCGGUAAAGUCUCUGAAACCUGAGAACCGGGAGGAGCAGAGCAACAACCUUUCUCGAGAGAUUGAAAUCCUGAAGGCUCUUUACCACAAGAACAUUGUUAAAUACAAAGGCAUCUGUCAAGAAGAAGGUGGUCAGGCCAUUAAGCUGAUCAUGGAGUAUCUACCCCAGGGCAGCUUGAAGGAGUAUCUACCCAGAAACAAAAGGAACAUUGACCUCAGCGUUCUGCUCAGCUACUGUAGCCAGAUAUGUGAGGGCAUGGACUAUUUGGGAUCUUGUAACUUUAUCCAUCGGGAUCUGGCCGCUCGAAACGUUCUGGUGGAAAAUGAGACGACGGUGAAGAUCGGAGAUUUUGGCCUCACCAAGAGCAUCAAAGACAACGAGGGAUAUUACACCGUUAAGGAUGAAAACGAAAGCCCAGUUUUCUGGUAUGCACCAGAGUGUCUGACCUCCUGUAAGUUUUACCUGGCUUCGGAUGUUUGGUCCUUUGGGGUGACGAUGUAUGAAAUCAUCACCUACUGCGACUCCUCCAAGAGCCCGAUGACGCGCUUCAUGGAAAUUAUGGGUAAAACUCAAGGUAAUAUGACUCUUAUCCAUCUGGUGAGAGUGCUGCAGGAUGGAAAGAGGUUGCCUUGCCCUGACGAUUGUCCUGAGCAUGUGUACGAGCUGAUGAAGAAGUGCUGGGAGCACGCACCCGAUAAGAGAAUCUCCUUCAAACGUCUGAUCGAGGAGCUGUCCGUCCUGCAGAAAGGCCUCAAACAACAGAUCACAUUCUAAACCUCCCGCUGCUGGAGACCCUGAAAGUGAAGCUUUUGUUGCCGUCUGGCACUGGACCAUGAAACUGAUUCCAGAUCAGCAUCUGCUUGUGCAGCUUCACUGCGCAGAGACAAAGCCAUCAUACUUGCAUAAAACCUCCAUGUUUAACCUGUUGUAUUUCAGAAUCUUAUGAUAACUUUAUGAGCAUCGUAUAGCCUUCGACCCUUUGGUAAAUAUGAUCCUGUACUUUAGAUUGUUUGCUUUGAAUGGAAUGCCAAACAUGAGGACUGAUGGGAACGAAGCAGAGAAAAGUACUUCUGAUGCCUUCGUUCAGGGGACAGACGUGAAAAGUUCACUGAAAAAUCCUUUGAUGGAUGGGAUUCAGUGAGACGGGAGCUAUUUUUGGAGGAGAUUUGGUUUCACAGAGUUCUGUUGAAGAGGAAAAAAUAUUUUUUAACAAUCAUUAUUUGUAUGAAUGUGCCUAGAUAUGCAGGAUGUAAUGUGCAAAUGCAGCUACUGAGAAGUGGCAGUAAAUCAGAGCCAGUCAGCAGUUUUACUCUUAUUGAGCCAAAAUGUCAAACAUUAAUAAAUGUGAAGAUUGUGAUCAGGUUAAACAAGCCCUUUGAAAUAAUCACGUAGGACUUUGGGAAAUGUUUGGAUCUAAAACAAAGAAAAAGUUUAACCUGUUAAGGCUGCAUUUGCACUUUUAUUUUUUCAUUUAAGAUGCAUCUAAACAUGUCGGGACACAUGUGGGCACUGAAGCCUCUGAUGGAGCUUCAGGUUCAGGUCAAAGUACUUUUGGAAGAGAAGGAGCCACAACUGCAGGUUUCCUUUGGAAAGAAGUUCCAAGAUACAGAGGUUUACACCGUGUAAUUUGUUUUUACAUUUUUAUUUCUGAAAAACAUAUUUCAUUUAUAUUUUAGCUUUUUCUUCUGUAAACUUGCUAUAUUACGAAAACAUAAAAGUAUAUGUAAAGUGCCACAGCAAAGGAGUAUUUUUGUCAGUUCUUGGAGCAAAACAACCUUCAUCUUCCACCUGCAGCUGACUGAUCCGUUCCUUCUCACUAGAUCCGAGCGCAACGAGAAAACAAACCGCAGACAUCAAAUAUAAGUUUCAAUCCACAGUUUAUUUAGGAAUAUAAAAGACAAUUCCUUCUGCUCUAAAUAAAAG